AUGAAAGCCUAUCUAAAGAGUGCAGAAGGCUUUUUUGUCCUGAAUAAAAGAACGGCAAUUGGAAGGCAUGAGGAUUCAGACCUUGUUUUAAAGUCUGCUGACAUCGACAAUCACCACGCGCUCAUUGAAUAUAAUGAGGCCGAGGGCGGUUUUAUUCUCCAGGACUUUAAUUCCCACAACGGCACCUUUGUCAAUGACUGCCACAUUCAGAAUGUGGCUGUGAAGCUGUUACCUGGAGACGUCCUGAGGUUUGGGUCGACAGGGCUGACCUACGAAUUGGUCAUCGAAAACCCACCCCAGGUCUCCUACCCGUGGGUGAGGAGUCCAACACCCUGGCCAAGGCCACAGCCACCUUGGACCACACAGCAGCCGAACCAGUCACCCUCACCACCUCAGUUCCCCUUCCACCAGGGCGUCCGGCCAGUGCCAGUGCAGAGGAGCUGGUCCCAGGGAUUCCCCCGGCCCAUGGUCCAGCCCAACUCCCACAAGCGGCCUGUGAGUGCUGGUGGGAAGAUGUUCUCGUUUGUGGCGGAUAAGGCCCACAAGUCUCCCAUCAUCAAGCAAGUGUGGACCAAUCCUGUGGAUCUGCCUGGACAAGGAGUGUCGGAGGGCCUUUCUGUGGCAGGACUUCCCAGGGAAAUUUAUGCGGAUCAGGACCCGGCCCAGCAGGAUAAGGAUGAAAUAAUUCUGCUACUGGGAAAAGAAGUCAACCGCCUCUCAGAUUUUGAAAUUGAAUCCAAAUACAAAGACACCGUGAUAGCCAAACUGCGGAACGAAGUGGCUGAAAUGACUCAGAAACUGUCGGCGGCAGCCACCCCCAGGCCAAAUGAACGGGUGGUAUCACAGGGGCCUCAGAUUCCUGAUGGAGCCAUCAAUGCCAAACAGAGAGAGAUCCAGAGCUUGAAGGGCCAGAUCACUGCCCUACAGAAAGGCUACAGCCAGGUGCUAUGCCAGACCCUGUCCGAGCAGAACUCAGAAAUCACAUCCCUGAAGAACGAGGGCGAAAACUUACGGAGAGACCAUGCCAUCACCUCAGGCAUGGUGUCAUCUUUGCAAAAAGACAUGUUAGCAAGGAAUGAGCAAGUCCAGCAACUAAAACAGGAGGUGAAUCAAUUAAAAAGUCAGAACAAAGAAAAGGAUCACCAGCUGGAAGCCCUAAAUAACAGGUGCUCAGCACUUCGAGAAGAGUUAAAAAAGGAAGAAACUCAAAAGGAACAUAAGGAAGCCCAAGAGAAAGAACUAAAACAAUGCAAAACGCAAAUUCAAGACAUGGAGCAAGAAAUGAAGAAACUCAAGGAAGAGCUGAAGAAGAGUUGCACUGAACAAAACGUGAUCUCCAAGACACUGCGAGAAAAGAGCAAGGUUGAAGAGAAACUUCAGGAGGAUUCCAGAAGGAAAUUGCUUCAUCUGCAAGAAAUGGGGAACAGAGAGAACCUCAUUAAAGUCAAUUUGGAAAGGGCAGUAGGUCAGCUUGAGCAUUUCAGAAGCCAGGUCAUCAAGGCCACCUAUGGGCGAGUGAAGCCAUUCCAGGACAAACUCAUCACCGAUCAACAGUUAAUUGAUAAAAUUACCCAGGUCACUGAGGACAGCAUCACCUUUCAGCAGAAAAAAUGGGUCCUGCAGAAGGAAACCCAGCUGAGCAACUCCAAACAGGAGGAGAUCACAGAGAACAUCCAGAAGCUGAGGACCUCUCUAGACAGCUGCCAGGCUUGCAUGAAAAAGCCUUGCUGCAGCCAUGACCUGAAGAAGGAAGUCGACCUUCUUCAGUACCUUCAGGUGAGCCCACCUGUCUCAGGGCUCCAGAAGGUGGCGCUGGACAUCCUGAACCUCUCCCUGUCCUGGCUGGAGGACACUGAGCGGCUCCUCAGGAACGUCGGGAUCCAGUUAUCUGGCUCUGACAAAGAUCAAGACUGACAGUUUCCAGGAGACGCAGCAGUCUCUGCUGCAGGAGAAGCUGCGGGAGCAUCUGGCAGAAAAAGAGAAGCUGUCCAAGGAACGGCUCGAGCAGGAAGAGAAGCUGAAAGCUAGGAUCAAGCAGCUAACGGAAGAGAAGGCGGUAAGAUUCUAGAGGAAAGCAUUGUUCAAGAAAAAAACAGAGCCAAAGAAGCAUUAGAGGAAGAACAGAAGAGAUUCCAAGAGCUGGAGAAUCACUUAACUCACGAGAAGGAGGUUUUGGAGAGCAAGAUGGCCCAUGAAAAAAGAAGAGCAAAGGAAGCCUUAGAGACAGAAAAGAGAAGAGCUCAAGAUCUGGAGAAUCACUUAACCCAGGAGAAGGAGAUUGCAGAGACCAGCAUUGCCUAUGAGAAAAACAAAGCAAAGGAGGCCAUCGAGAAGGAAAAGAAAAAGGUGCAAGAUCUAGAGAACCACUUAACCAAGCAGAAGGAGGAAAUAGAAUUAAAAGCACAAAAAGAGAACAUUUUAAAUAAUAAGUUAAAUGAUGCCCUGGCCAUGGUAGAAGAGACACAGAAAGCCAAGGUGGCUGAAAGUCUGAAAGUAGACAGCCUCACAAUCAAAGUAAAUGAGACAUUAGCUGAACUGGAAACUACCAAGACCAAGAUGAUCAUGAUGGAGGAGCGAAUAUUGCUGCAACAGCAGACAAUAACAGCUCAGCAGGAUGAGCGGGAGUCACAGAAACAUGGAUUUGAGAAGGAAAUCGCGGAAUACAAGGAGCAAAUCAAACAGCACUCCCAGACAAUCGUGAGUCUCGAGGAAAGACUCCAAAAAGUGACUCAACACCAUAAAAAAAUAGAAAAUGAGAUCGCAGCUUUGAAGGACAGUGACCCAGGUCAAAGGGAAGAAAUUCAGCCAGACCCUCCCGCGGCACCUCCAUUGAAGAGCAAUCCCAAAGAGGACGUGUGCAACCACUUGAUAGAAGAUUUAUUGACUGCUCAGAAGGAAAUCCUGUCCCAGCAAGAAGUCAUUAUGAGGUUGAGGAAAGACCUUACUGAAGCCCAUGGCCGAAUGUCAGAUUUGAGAGGGGAGCUCAGUGAGAAGCAGAAGAUGGAACUGGAGCGGAACGUGAUGCUGGUCCAGCAACAGAGCAGCGAGCUGAGUGUGCUCAAGGAGAAGAUGGUGCAGAUGACCGCCCUGAUGGAGAAGAAGGACAGGGAGCUGGAGAUCCUUAAGGAGGCACUAAGGGCUUCCCAAGAGAAAAACAAAGUCCAGCUGAGCAUGGAGAAGAGCCAGAAGCCCAGGAAUACGGCCCAGAUGUGCGACAUCUCGGUGCAGAUAGAACAAAGCCACACAGAUACUGUCUUCAGCAGCCAGGAGGAGCAAUCCUUCAGUGACCUGGGAGCCAGAUGUAAAGGGUCCCGACAUGAAGAAGUCAUUCAACGUCAGAAAAAGGCCUUAGCUGAACUUCGAGCACGGAUUAAAGAACUUGAGAAGGCCUGCUCAUCAAGGCCCAUUCUAACCUUUGAGAAGCCCAGGAAAAUGGAUGCAGCCGAGGCUUUGGAGCUCAGUGAAAAGCUGUACAUGGAUAUGAGCAAGACACUCGGGAGUCUGAUGAACAUCAAGGAUAUGUCAGGCCAGGUGUCCAUGAAAUACCUGUCCCCAAAAGAAAGGGAGAGAGUCAACCAGCUUCGACAAAGGGACCUUGAUCUGGUAUUUGAUAAGAUCACCCAACUCAAGAACCUGCUGGAGAGAAAAGAAGAGCUUCUGAGAAACUACGAGAAAGACAUUGAACAGCUCAGGCAAAGCAAAGUGUCCGUUCAGAUGUACCAGUCACAGGUGGCCAAGCUGGAGGAUGAAAUCUACAAAGAGGCAGAAGAAAAGGCCCUGCUGAAGGAGGCCCUGGAGCGCACAGAGCACCAGCUGUGCCAGGAGAAGAGGCUCAAUAGGGCAAUCAGGCAGCAGAAGGAUGGAGCCAGAAAAGCUACCUUGAAGAUGGACCAGGAAAGGGAGAUGUUGAAGAAAAGUUCAUCCAACAAAUCCAGCCAGAACCUCUUGUUCUCUAAGUCUGGUGGAAGAAACUAG
Messenger RNA from Orycteropus afer afer, 3975 nucleotides. NCBI's taxonomy places the organism in Eukaryota, Metazoa, Chordata, Mammalia, Tubulidentata, Orycteropodidae. The record is from RefSeq and is a predicted model, not a curated record.